Prunus avium (sweet cherry) is the source of this 778-nucleotide messenger RNA. RefSeq lists its product as uncharacterized. Lineage: Eukaryota; Viridiplantae; Streptophyta; Magnoliopsida; Rosales; Rosaceae. The record is from RefSeq and is a predicted model, not a curated record.
UGUCUUCUGACCCAAUAAAUGUUUUGGGUCAUAACUUACCUGAACCUCAUUUGUUAUGCUUUGCCCCGUUUCUUCCUAAAUGAAAGAGCAGUUCACCGAAAAAAACGGUAAACACUUUCAGUCCCCGAGUCUUAACCCGAAUCCCGAGUCGGUGAGUAUUGGGGCAGCUAUUAUUUCUUUCUGGGCAGCAAUUGGAAGUGACUCAGUUUGCUUUGGUACUCUCAAUGGCCCGAGCACGGAAUGCCAUUGUUGCUACUGGCUUGGUGGCUUUUGCAGCUGCGGGCUUGGCAUUUCCCUUUUACAUGGCGUCAUCCCCAAAGCCUGUCAUUGACCCUUCAAAGCCACUGUCACCCCAAGCAACAUUUCGAGGGCCUUAUAUAAACACUGGUUCCCGUGACGUUGGCCCUGACCAUCAGACCUACCCAAAGAAGUGAGUAUUUUGGCAUGAUAUCUGCUCUCAGGAAGUAAACCCUAAUAAAUUAACUCAAUUUGAGUUUGCUGCUCCGGAUGAACGUACUUGUCUGGAUUGGGGACCAGGAAUGUCUUGAGUACCACAGAGCGAGAGUUCAAAAUUCUUCUCAUGUUCACUUUUGAAUGUAUUAAACUGAGUGGUAGCGAGAUGUUUAAUGCUACUAGUAGUACUAGAACUCGUUUGUGUAAAGAAUAAAGAUGCAAGAGUUUAAGUUAGACAGAGAGAGAGAUGGAUGUGAAUUGUUUUAAUUGAUUCUAAACUAGUAUUAUUAUGUUUUUUCUAAUGUAUGUUUCAAUAGAAGGAUCA